Molecule: messenger RNA, 1796 nt
Organism: Gossypium raimondii (Peruvian cotton)
Lineage: Eukaryota; Viridiplantae; Streptophyta; Magnoliopsida; Malvales; Malvaceae
Product: heat stress transcription factor A-5
Exons: 2
Coding region: 94-1521 (475 amino acids)
Biological process (GO): regulation of transcription by RNA polymerase II
Cellular component (GO): nucleus
Molecular function (GO): RNA polymerase II cis-regulatory region sequence-specific DNA binding; DNA-binding transcription factor activity
Source: RefSeq, a predicted model, not a curated record
CGUCGAAUAUAACAGUCGAAAAGGUCGACGCUUUCUCCCAUUGACUCCAUUUUCCGCAAACUCGUUUUUGUUUUUUCAACCAAAAAAUUCUUGAUGGCCUCAACAUUACCCUCGGCAUCGGCCGCCGGAAGCGGAGGAGGGGGCGGCUGUGGUGUUGCACCUUUUCUUUUGAAGACAUACGACAUGGUGGACGACUCUGCGACCGACGACAUAGUGUCAUGGAGCUCCAACAAUAACAGCUUUGUUGUUUGGAACCCUCCUGAAUUCGCUCGUCUUUUGCUUCCCACUUAUUUCAAGCACAAUAACUUCUCCAGUUUCAUCAGGCAGCUUAAUACUUAUGGAUUCCGUAAGAUCGAUCCUGAACGAUGGGAAUUUGCUAAUGAAGAUUUUGUGAAAGGUCAAAAGCAUCUUCUUAAGAACAUCCACCGGAAAAAGCCCAUUCACAGCCACAGUAAUCCUCAGGGUUCUUUCGUAGAUCCCGAAAGAGCUGGAUUCGAAGAAGAAAUCGAGAGGCUUUCACGUGAGAAAACUGCACUUGAGGCUAAUGUUUUGAGGUUUAGAGAAGAACGAUCGGCUGCUAAGCAUCAGAUCGAAGAGCUGACACUGCGAGCUGAUCAAAUGGAGCAGAGGCAGGAAACUUUGUUUAACUUCUUAGACAAGGCUGUUCAAGACCCUGCUUUCGUUGAGCAUCUCGUUCGUAAGAUUGAAUCAAUGGAAUCAUUGGAUGUUGCAGCGUAUAAUAAGAAAAGAAGACUGCCUCAAAUUGACCGAAUCGAGCCAGUCGGAGAAAUUUGUCUUUUGGACAACAACAACAGUAGCUCUAGAGCCGAGUUUGGAAACAUUUUCCACCAAGAUUUCUCAGACAAGCUAAGACUGGAAUUAUCACCAGCUGUUUCAGAUAUUCACGUGGUUUCUCAAAGCACACAAAGUUCCGAUGAAGAUGGAGUGAGUCCACGGAUAAGGAUAUCUGAAGGAGAACCAAAGGAUGCUUAUAUGAGAUCCGAGGGCCUCUUAUUUGCACCUGAAAGAUUAGACCUUUCGGAAUCAAGCAGAUCUUUUACUCUGCAACAGAGAUUAAACUCCAAUGACGAACCCGAUAAUCAUAUCUCCUGUCUGUUGAAUCUAACUCUGGCAUCUUCUUCAUCACAAGUCAAUAGAAGUCCAAGCUUAACUAUGAUGUCCCAACUCGGUCAAGAAAUCGGAAAAGACCCUAAGUCAAGGUCUAAUGCCAACUCUAAAGACUCUGAUGCCAGAGCUUACGGAAACAGCAGAAACAUGAUCAAUGGGGAAGCAACAUUAUCUUCGCCAAAAGAAGACCUUAAUACAAAUCAAAAGCCUGCAACUCCACCAGUUAGAGUGAAUGAUGUAUUUUGGGAACGGUUCCUUACAGAAAGACCCGAUUCCUCCGACGAUGAAGAGUCCAAUUCUGACCAUCAAGCAAACCCGUACAAAGAAGAAGACAAAAGCUCGACCUACGGACUAGCAAGGAAUGCCAAGAACAUGGAGCAGCUUAGUCUUUGAGCUGCAAAGUUGUCUCUUUUCCAUAAAUCCAGUGACAGAAGUCUACAAGGGUCUCUCUUACUCCUUUUCCUGCUUUAUGAUACAAUUUUGAAUAACACAAUGUUGAAAUCCAGCUGCUUAGUUGAAUGUUAAAACUGGAUGUUAAUCUGAGAGUUCAUCUCAUACAUUUUGGGGUUUAGCUUCCUUUUGUUAGAUCAGUCUUGAGAUUGUUUCUGUUUGAUUCAUUGUUAGUUGAUGUGAGAAUGUUAGAUUCAUAUAACAUAUUUCCUCAUGUA